This is a messenger RNA of Cuculus canorus (common cuckoo), 2361 nucleotides long. RefSeq names its product family with sequence similarity 237 member A (gene FAM237A). Lineage: Eukaryota; Metazoa; Chordata; Aves; Cuculiformes; Cuculidae. The record is from RefSeq and is a predicted model, not a curated record. The transcript is spliced from 3 exons. The coding region runs from base 153 to 701 and encodes 182 amino acids.
GGCGCUUCUCCCCGAGCCCUGACGUAAAACCCGAGCGGGGCUGCCCGCUCCGGCUUCUUAAGGAGCGCGCCCAGAGCCGCCGGCGCGCCCUGCUCGGCCGAGAGCACAGGUGAGCGCACAGGUGAGCGCACAGGUGAGCGCACAGUGACACAAUGGACCUUGGGAGCAGAGGAAGAAUCCACUGCAACAUGAGACUCACCUGCUCUCUGCUUAUCAUGGGAGUGUUCUGUGUCACACCUUUUGUCUGCCAUAACCAAAUUGAUCCACUAGCUCUUGGGCGAGCAGACCCUCAGUGUUGGGAAUCCUCCUCAGCUGUCUUACUGGAGAUGAGGAAGCCUCGCAUUUCUGACUCAGUCAGUGGCUUUUGGGACUUCAUGAUCUUCCUGAAAUCAUCAGAGAACUUGAAACAUGGGGCUCUAUUCUGGGACCUGGCUCAGCUCUUCUGGGAUAUCUAUGUGGACUGUGUGCUCUCCAGAACCCACGGCCUAGGGAGAAGGCAGCUAGCAGAAGCUGAACAGAAGAUCGCUAUCCUACGUCCUCAGCUCACAGGGAGAAACCAAGGGAUAUUUUCUCAUAUUCAGAAGUUGCCAGUUCUGAAGAAGAAAGACUCGUUUGAAGAUUUAACAAGUAUCCAUAUGCAUAAGAGUAGAUCUACAUUACUUGGAAGAAUCUUUGGAGAGCUAGGGAAAAAGAGAAAAUGACACAUUUAGUCCAAGAUCUUAAUUUGUAGUUAUUUUUAACUACUUCUCUUUUAAUUUUUGCAUUUUAACCCUCAUUGAUGUUAAUUUAUAUGGAAGAGGAAGGCCUGUAACUAUAAGCACUGUAUCUCUGAUUAACCUGGACUUGUAGGCUUUUUUAAUUACCAAUUAAUUCAAUCUCCUUAAUAAACUGCAUGAUUUAUAAGCAGUUGCCUAUCUGUGUGUACAUCAGGCUUUUUAUAAUGCACGUGACCUAUUUAGACUAUUGUCUUUUGGGUGCCAAAACAAGAAAUAACUGAUCCUCCAGUAAGAAACAGAAAAACAGAGCAGGAAGUUGCCAAGAACCUCUGCUGGCUCCAAGACAGGAUUAGAGUUGAGAUGGUGAUGCUUUAUUGUAUGCAGAGCUGUACUCUUGUACAAAGCAACCACUGCUGAAAGACAUCAUCCCGCUAAAGAAAACUAGUACAUAUUUUUAUAUUAAAAAUAUAAUCAAAAAACAUUCUCCGUUUUCCACGGAAAGUAAAAGAGUUAACAGGUUUUACCAUCUCCUCUGUUUGCGUUCACAUGUUUUUACAGUAUCUUCAUGAAUUUUUAGUUUAAAAAUAUGCCACUUAAAAUGUUACAUGUUUUGAAAGUGUUUAAUCAAAAGAAUUCUCAUAGAUAACUUGAACUUGUUUCUUUUUUUUAUUUGGCAAUUUCUUUGUAGACCAAUCCGUUUCCUCUGACUGUUAUCGAUAACUCUAAUAGGCAAUUUGGUAUUAAAGUAAGGUAACAUAACUUUGGGCAAGUAACACUUUGAUGAAAUGAAAUAUUUCCAUCGCCUGGUUGGCUGAAUGCAACUACAAAAUUCACCUUUCCAGGGCAACUACAUUUAGUUGUUCACUGAAAAAUUCUUCCCUUGAGCAUGUGGCAAUAUUUGGUUGCUUUACUUUUUUUCUCCCAAAUGCCAAAAGAAAAACUCAUUUGCUGGGUAUUCAACUUGCAGAAAUAGGUUCACGUAGCAAAAUGUGUAAAUUAAAUCUUAAAAUGUUUACUGGGUCUGAACAAAAUAAAGCUUAAAUAUAGUCCCAUUGGGUGAAAUCCUGAUCUUAUGAAAGAAGACAUAAAACUAUAAGAGGACUAUGAGCUUCAAUGGCCCUGAAUUUGUGCUUGAAGUUAAGUAUCCAACAAACCACUUAAAUGUUCAAGACAAGAGGGAACACUAAAGUGGGAUGAGUCAGGAACACACAGUUCAGUGUUCUCAGCAACACCCCCCAGAUGCGUCCGCCUGCAGCCACAGCCUAUGAGAGUGCUCUGCUACCAUGUGGGAGGGAAACAAGAGCUCUAGUACAACAGAUCUGCCCAGUCCUGUACUACUGUUGUUAAUUAUCUAAAUUAUAUUAAUAUAUCUAAAAGCCCCAUUGUGCACAGCUUUGUAUAGACCCAAGAGAGACAGUCUUUCAAGCAUGGUCCCUGUGGCCAUCAAGACCAACUGACAAAGACUGUGUUAAGGGCUGGAUGCCUCACCAAGUAGGACUGGUAUGGUAGACCAGAUGUCACCUGUCCCCAUAUGCCCUCAGACUCUAGAAAACAUAAACCGAGACAGAUUAUUCUGAACAGGUACUGUUUAUCUUAGAUGCUCUUCCACAGGGCACUUUGGGAAGAGGCAAAUGUUUCCACUUUA